AUGCUCUUUUGGCUUUUAGACAACCUCAAGCUCAAGCCAGAAGACACUCUCUGGGUUGGGGUCCAACAAGAGCUGGAGGGCGAAUACGCGAUAGCCGCCCGGUUGAGAAAGGAAUAUCCGUCGCUUGACAUAAGGGUUGUCUCGAUUGACUUCCAGACGCGAGGGGCCGCGGAAACUCUUUUCAUCAUGCUGCAGCACAUGUCAUCCGCAGAGAUUCGACGAAAAAGCAUCUCCCUGGAUUGCGACACCAUAUACUUCUCCGAUGUGCUCGGAAGCUUCCGAGCAUGCGCGAGUGGUUGUGGAUCUAGCUUCUACUUUGAAGACGAAGGAGACAAGCCAAUCUUCUCCUAUAUCGAAUUCGAACCGAGCACGGACAAGAUUGUUUACAUCCGAGAGAAGGAGGCGAUUUCUCGACAUGCUAACACCGGCGCCUACGCCUUCCCGUGUGGGGAUCGCCUGAGAAUGGCUUGCCGUGAAGUCCUCGACAACCCGGUCGGGAAGGCCGGGGAGUUCUACACGUCGAGCAUUAUUGAAAGGAUGAUCCAAGCGGGCCAGAAGUUCGUGGGGAUUCACGUGCCAGACUUCUUUUGCGUAGGCACGCCGGCGCAACUGCGCUCGUUCCUUGGCUUGGUCCAAAAAGGGGGAGUGGUACCGCGGCGCAAAACUCGUGUCUUCUUCGACCUCGAUCGCUCACUACGUAUGGCCCGUUCGGCAACUGGCGCUGAUCCAACCGCGUCGGUUCGGUCAGGGGAUCUCGACAAACAUUUGCUAAUGAAAACGCGUAACACGGGCACUUCCCUCGAAGACCCCGUGUCCGGACAGCCUGCUGCUGGAGACAUCACUAUCGGUGGAAGGACUGGGAACGCGCACCAGGACAUGCAGGAGGAGAUCGGACGGUGCCUGAAAGAAUCGGAGAUUGAAGAAGCCGUCUCUUCUUGUUGCGCGCAAGACUUUGUACGGCCGAGAUCGUUCAACAGGAUCACCUGCUCGGAGGACAACCUCGUGACCAAGUCGGCGCCUUUGGAAUAUCUUCGCGGGGAGCUGCACUUCUACCGAUCGAUUCCGCCCGAGCUGGUGCACCUCUUCCCGACUCUCGUGAAAGUGAACGAUGACCCCGCUCUGGCAAUGCCUUCCAUGACGAUAACUAAGAUCGACGGGGUGAGCUUUUCGCACCUCGUCACCAACCACUGCGUCACCCGAGGCAGAUGUUCAAAGCUUCUCCGCAGUCUCCGGGAAAUUCACGAAGCGAAGAAGAUUCCGAGAGGGCCUCAUGGCGAGGUGGGAACGUCAGGCCCCGGUGAAGAGAACAACGGACCCUCUAGCAAGGAUGGAAUAUACUACGAUGGCGUCGUUAUCGCACCUUGCUCCGAGCCCCUUCAUCGAGAAAUCUUCACUGAGCGAUUGCCGUCGCAGCAGAACCAGCGGCAGGGUCUCCCAGCGUCGACAAUAUGUGCAAAUCUGCACAAAAAGGUGUUGCGGAGGCUUGGGCAAAAUGAGGCAGUCUAUACAGGGUUCGAAGGGAUUGACGUCCCGGGAAUGUCUCGGAUCAUCCUAUCGUACCUCCGCAGCUAUCAGGAAGGAGCGAGGUUCCGCCGAGCAGACUUCGUUCACGGAGACCCUGUAUUCAGCAACUGCCUGCAGAACAAGGAAGGUGACGUUGCGUUCGUAGACAUGCGAGGAGCGCUCGGGGACUUACUGUGCACGGAGGGAGACACGAACUAUGACCUUGCCAAGGUGUACCAAAGUCUUUGCGGGUAUGACUUCAUCAUCAUGGACAAAGACGUGGACCCCAACGCAGUCGAGAUGUUGCGUGAUUUAGAGCAGAAUGUGUUCUGGCCUUUCGUGCGGGAGAAUUACGCCGGAACUAAGCCCGAAGACAUUGCCAUGCUGGCGGCGUCGCACUUCUUGUCUAUGGUGCCACUGCAUGAAAACCGCGGACACCAAGCACGUUUUAUGAGGGCUUGCAACGAUAUAGUGACAAAAUGGAGUAGCUAG
Messenger RNA from Ectocarpus siliculosus, 1995 nucleotides. Lineage: Eukaryota; Phaeophyceae; Ectocarpales; Ectocarpaceae. The record is from the annotation of a GenBank genome assembly.